This is a messenger RNA of Ambispora leptoticha, 759 nucleotides long. The record is from the annotation of a GenBank genome assembly. Lineage: Eukaryota; Fungi; Glomeromycota; Glomeromycetes; Archaeosporales; Ambisporaceae.
AUGACAGAAGAUCAUCCAGAUCCAGAAUAUCCAACCCUACAAUUUCCUCCUUCACCACAAAAAAAAAGUGCACACAAACAAUUUGAAAAAUUUAUUAAAGUUCUUAAAGAUGUAAAAAUAACCACACCAAUCCGAUGCCACUUAUCGGAUCUCGCAAAAGCACAAACACCAAAUGAAGCCAGAGAAAUAGUUCGAGACAUAUUUCUUGACGAUUCAAUGUCUCGCUUGGAACAAUAUACGUUGAUUAGUAAUCUGUCAAGACUUCGAUUAUCAUCAAUAGGGAGGGAGGCAUGGGCCAAUAAAGUCAACCAAUAUGUUGAUAAAUAUCCGGAAUUUAAAACUUACAGUACUGACGAUUUUCUGUGCUGGAUUCCGGACGAUAUCAAUACUCUCGAAAAUAUUCUCCAAUAUUUAGAGAAUGCAAAGAACAGAAUAAUUUACGAAUAUACUGAUCAGGACUCAUAUUCCAAAUUAAUCGAAGAUUUGUUUCCAAACUGUUCAAAACGUCCUUUUGAUGAUGAAUCACUUGAGCUAUUCCUUGACGGACUCAUUGAUGCGUGUUAUGACGAACAUUUUCCUAAUAAUAAUGAGUCUCUUGGAUUUAAUAGGUACUGGACUGAAGAUCGUUCUCUUCAUCAGACUUUGGCGGAUGAAGUUGUUCGAAAAGUUCCCCGUGAGAGAGAAGGAAUAGGAUAUAGAUGGGCGGGUGGAGUAAACGUAAAUGGUGAAUUUGUCUUGGCAAAAAAUAAAUAUAAUUAA